AUGAUACGUAACUAGACAUUGGGGCAUUGUGAUAAACUUCUAAAACCUUUGUUUGGAGGCGAUCUCGGUGACGAAUGGUCUCGCAGUUUGUUUAAACCAUAUCCAAAUAAUAUUCCAAGUGUUCGAAUGUUACAAUACAUGUGUACACCUGGGAAAAAACAUUAACGUGGAGCAUUUCUGGAGAACAUUUUAAUCAAAAGUCUUUGGAGUUGAAUGAAGUCUGAAUCAUCUGUUUGAUUGGUUGGUAUCACGUCACAUGACUGCUGGGUAGGUCGAUGGUGGAGAUGAUUUGAGUUAUCAUAAUAUGACACAUAGAAGGGGGAAUGAAAUAAAUUUCAGCAACAGAGACAUGCACAAAACUGCGUUUUACAACCACCCGGCCGUGUUUCAGAAUUACUUCCCCGGCGACACUAAUUACUGCUAUGAUGUUCCGUAUGGGCAACCAAACAUGUCUCCUCAAACCGGAGACUUCUACUCCCACCCAUCGUGCGCCGUGCAGAACAACAGUAUAUCAUCUCCAAACGGAUCUUAUGGAACACAAUACACGGGUCCCGACGGGUACUCUAACCACUUGACCGGGGUUGGGAGUCCGAAUACCGCCUCUUACAGUAAUAAGGGAGAGAUAUAUCCAUGGAUGAAAGAAUCGAGACAAAACUCAAAGCAACGCCAAACAACUCAGCAACAAAAACAACAGCAACAACCACAACCUCAGCAGCAACCUCAGCAGAACCAACAGCAACAGGGACAACCAGGGCAGACCGCGCAACAACCAGGACCUGAACCAACAAAGAGAGCGAGAACAGCGUAUACUAGCGCCCAGCUAGUGGAACUAGAAAAGGAAUUCCAUUUUAACCGCUACCUUUGUAGACCCAGAAGGAUAGAAAUGGCGGCGCUUCUAAGUCUAACUGAGCGACAGAUCAAAAUCUGGUUCCAGAACAGAAGGAUGAAGUUCAAGAAAGAACAGCGCCAAAAACCCCACUCUGACAAGUGUAAACACGACGGGAAUUUAUCCGGAAGUGAUAGUGACAGCCAAGGGUCGACAUCCGGUGGCGUUGACCGACUCGGCAGUGAUUGUGGCGGGAAAUUGAGUCCGGAUGACCUGGUUCAUCCACAUUCACCUCAUGGUCUGCACUCCGGGAUGGGGGCACAUAACAAUCACACGAACCACAAAAUCACUCACUCUCCUCAGGUCCCUGGACAUGAUCAGAGUUUACGUAAUCAAUACCUCACAGAUAACAGUAAUUACUUCCGGGAGCAAACCUCACCUCGUCAGACGCAGUCAAUCUCGCCACCGCAUUCACAUUAUAACGACAUAUACCAAUCCUCACAACAUCCGAGCUACAACCACCUCCCUCCCGAUACCACAGGGUAUACGGCAGCGGGUCCUUACAAUACCCACAGUCCCGUGUAUCCAGAAUUACCUCCCACGAAUGCCCAAAUGGAGCCUGGAAAUCAGUAUUCUUCCAACAUGGGGUAUUCAGCGGGGAUUCCAAACUCAAAUUGUUAUACUCAGGGUACUUAUGACUACAUGCCAAAACUGACGCAUUUGUAAUUAUAAAAAAUGAUAUUUUAUGUUAGAUUAAUUCUGUAGGGUUUAUGUAGUAUAAAAAAAUUCUUUAAAAAUCACAGACGUUACUACGAACAUGACAUUUCUGUGUUAGUCUUGAACAAUCUGGCAUAUUGAAACAGUGAAAAAUCCGAAGAAACACACUCCUUUAAAACUCUGCAAUAAAUCUAAUCGAUUUCAGGCGAUCCAAAAUCAUGGACACUAAUAAAGCAAUCGGAAUUAAACUGAAGCGAUAGCCUUAACGACCUGCCGGAUUUGACACAUCCUUAAUAAAGUAAUGGCCUUUUAAUAGUGUCUUCUAACGAUGAAAUAUACAGCUGUAUUAAGAUGCUGGUCAGUUACAGACAAUGAUCACAAUAUGGUGGAAACUGUCAACAAAAUUGCCGUGAUGACCACCGUCCGUAAUAAUGAUAGAGAGUCAAGAGACAGGUGUGAGCAUGUGUGAAUUGUUUUGUUGCGUUAUGGAGUUUUUUCUUUUAUCGUUCAUUAAAAAAAUCAUUUAGCCAAAGACAGCUCGUGAAUAAUAAAUGUGUAGAUUGUUAGCAGUGUGCAUGUACUUUAAUAGUCAUAUAAAUGAACUAUCAUUUUACAAGAUUCAGUGUACAUUCAGGGUAAAUAUUUGUCAUGCCAAACGAGAAUUUUAGUUAUUUGUUUAUCUCCGAUACCAGGGUAAUAUGAGGCGCAUUCUUCCAGGUUUUAAAUGUUAUGUAUUUUACGUCUUCUAGAGAUAGAAUUUUGAGUUUCUCUUGAAAAUGUCUUGUUUUCAUGCUUAAUUAUACAAUUUAAUUUUUACCAAAUUUCUGGA
Molecule: messenger RNA, 2372 nt
Organism: Saccostrea echinata
Lineage: Eukaryota; Metazoa; Mollusca; Bivalvia; Ostreida; Ostreidae
Product: homeobox protein HOX3-like
Exons: 3
Coding region: 305-1552 (415 amino acids)
Biological process (GO): regulation of transcription by RNA polymerase II
Cellular component (GO): nucleus
Molecular function (GO): RNA polymerase II cis-regulatory region sequence-specific DNA binding; DNA-binding transcription factor activity, RNA polymerase II-specific
Source: RefSeq, a predicted model, not a curated record